AUGCAGUCACCGAUUACAAACGACCCUAAAGUAGAAGUCUCUUACGGAAAGGAUGGGUUUAAAGGCGCUUGGUACAGUGCGAUUCUCGAAGAAACCCCAACCAAAUCAGGACCCGACAACUUACUUAGAGUCCGUUACACGACGUUGCUCAAAGAGAACACUUGGACUCCUCUGACCCAAUCCGUGGACAAGAGCUUUGUGCGACCUGUGCCACCGAAGGAUCUCAACGACGUCGUUGCUGUGUUUGAAGAAGGGUCUGCGGUCGACGCUUAUUACAAAAAUGGUUGGUGGAGAGGUCUGGUUUUGAAAAGGAAAGAGGAGGCGGAAGGUACAACAUAUAUGGUUUACUUGGAUUCAUCACAACAACCAGACUUGAUUCAGUGUGAGAGAAAGCAAUUGCGAGCUCAUCUUGACUGGACCGGUUCGAAAUGGGUCCGACCAGAGGAAUUGGUCAAUUCGGAGUUUAGUCCUGGGACCAUGGUGGAAUUGAGAGAACUGGAGUCAGACUGGUGCCCGGCAAUGAUCAUUAAGGAGGUGGUGGAGGAGAAGGGGAAGAGCUUCGUUGUCAAGUACUGUGAUCAUAACUUCUUGACGAAAUCAGGAAUCAGAACCGUUGAUUCGCGUAAAGUGAGGCCUAGGCAGCCUCAUUGUCCUGUUGGAGAGUGUGAAUUGUUGGAGAGUGUAGAGGUGUUUAAUGGCUCUGUAUGGCGUCGAGGUGUGGUAAGGGGAAUUCUUACCCUUGAGGGACGAUACAUGGUAACUUUUUGGGGAGCAAAGUCGGCGUCACAGUUCAGUUACUCAGAUCUUAGGCCUCCCAUGGAGUGGGUAGAUGGGAAAUGGUAUAAAAGACCAAAGCAAAAAGCCGGAAUCUUUGGCAAAUGUGACACUCGUAAAAGGAAAAGAGGAGACGUAGAGGACAAUCCAGACCUCAAUGAUACUGUGUUAUCCUCGGAUCGAACCCUAAUUGUGGUGAAGGAUUCUGCUGCUAAUGUUGAGGAUACAAGAAAGGUUUUGCCAUUUGCGAAGAAGUCACCGAUUUGGAAGGCAUAUGAAGCAAUGGAAGUCUUCAAAACAUUACCACAAAGUCCUCAUUUCAGCCCAUUAUCUGAGACUAAAGCAGAUUUCCGUGAAGGAUGCGCGUUAGGUAUGAUGGCUACUUUUUCGAAUUUACUAGAGAAAUUCAAGGAUUUGGACACAGACGUUACCAUAAGCGAACUAGAUAGCAUGAAAGACUCGUUCACCGAGCUAGAGCAGCAUGGAUUCGAUGUUGAGAGGCCUUUGCUGCGGAUCGAAAAGCUGCUGGCUUUUAAAGAUAGACGGGUGAAUAUACUGAAGAAACGAGAAGGUUUCGAGGAAGAGAUGAUGGUUGAAUCUAGCAAGAAGCGCGAGGCUGAGCAAGAGUUUAGUGAUAUGGAGCGCAAGAUGGUUGAAAUAAGGUACAAGAUUCUAAUCCUGCAGUGGCAAGAAGCUGAUCUGGGAGUACAAAAGAAGGUGGCAAAAGAACGGAAGGAUGCUGCCUACAAAAACAUAUGUGAGAGGGAGUCAUGUGGAAGAGAGCUUGGUGCAGAGCUUGAAGAUGUGGAGUUUGACUUUGAGACACUUUUGUCAGCUCCAUGGUAA
Messenger RNA from Microthlaspi erraticum, 1620 nucleotides. Lineage: Eukaryota; Viridiplantae; Streptophyta; Magnoliopsida; Brassicales; Brassicaceae. The record is from the annotation of a GenBank genome assembly.